Molecule: messenger RNA, 1401 nt
Organism: Cynocephalus volans (Philippine flying lemur)
Lineage: Eukaryota; Metazoa; Chordata; Mammalia; Dermoptera; Cynocephalidae
Gene: AVPR1A
Product: arginine vasopressin receptor 1A
Exons: 2
Coding region: 100-1362 (420 amino acids)
Biological process (GO): positive regulation of vasoconstriction; cellular response to hormone stimulus; regulation of systemic arterial blood pressure by vasopressin
Cellular component (GO): plasma membrane
Molecular function (GO): vasopressin receptor activity; peptide binding
Source: RefSeq, a predicted model, not a curated record
UGUCGGACAGCGCGGGAAGGAAAGCGCGCUCGGGGUCUGGAGCCCAAGUCCUGGGAGGCAGGAAGCCCGGGCCUCCGAAGAGCGCCGAGGAGGCGCUGCAUGGGCAGCAUGCGUUUCUCCGGAGGCUCUGACGCGGGGUCCGCGGACAACUCCAGCUCCUGGUGGCCCCUGGCCACCAGCAGUGCCAAUGCCAGCCAGGAGGCCGAAACGCCUGGGGAAGGCGGCAGCCCUCAGGGGGACUUGCGCGACGAGAAGCUGGCCAAGUUGGAGAUCGCCGUGCUGGCAGUGACUUUCGUGGUAGCGGUGCUGGGCAACAGCAGCGUGCUGCUGGCGCUGCACCGCACGCCGCGCAAGACGUCCCGCAUGCACCUCUUCAUCCGGCACCUCAGCCUGGCCGACCUGGCCGUCGCCUUCCUGCAGGUGCUGCCGCAGCUGUGCUGGGACAUCACCUUCCGCUUCCGCGGGCCCGACUGGCUGUGCCGCGUGGUGAAGCACCUGCAAGUGUUCGUCAUGUUCGCGGCGGCCUACAUGUUGGUAGUCAUGACCGCCGACCGCUACAUCGCCGUGUGCCACCCGCUCAAGACUCUGCAGCAGCCGGCGCGCCGCUCGCGCCUCAUGAUCGCCGCCGCCUGGGUGCUGAGCUUCCUGCUGAGCACGCCGCAGUACUUCGUCUUCUCCAUGAUCGAGGUGAGCAAUGUCACCAAAGCCCGCGACUGCUGGGCCACUUUUAUCGAACCCUGGGGUUCCCGUGCCUAUGUGACCUGGAUGACAGGCGGCAUUUUCGUGGCGCCCGUGGUCAUCCUGGGCACCUGCUACGGCUUCAUUUGCUACCACAUCUGGCGCAACGUCCGCGGAAAGACCACAUCGAGCCAGAGCAAGGGCGCAGAGGGCGCGGGUGGCACCUUCCAGAAAGGGUUCCUGCUCACGCCCUGUGUCAGCAGCGUGAAGACCAUUUCCCGCGCCAAGAUCCGCACGGUGAAGAUGACUUUCGUGAUCGUGACGGUUUACAUCGUCUGCUGGGCGCCUUUCUUCAUCAUUCAGAUGUGGUCUGUCUGGGAUGAGAAGUUCCCCUGGAUCGAUUCGGAAAACCCUGCCAUCACCCUCACUGCAUUAUUGGGUUUCUUGAAUAGUUGCUGCAAUCCCUGGAUAUAUAUGUUUUUUAGUGGCCAUCUCCUGCAAGACUGUGUUCAAAGCUUCCUGUGCUGCCAAAACAUGAAGCAACAAUUCACCAAAGAAGAUGACAGUAUGAGCAGAAGACAGACUUCCUACUCUAACAACCGAAGCCCAACAAACAGUACAGUUACAUGGAAGGACUCGCCUAAAUCUUCCAAGUCCGUCAGAUUCAUUCCUGUUUCAACCUGAGCCCUGCGUUCAUGCAGCCUGACUCUUGUAACUGAUUUU